This is a messenger RNA of Eimeria mitis, 5430 nucleotides long. Its product is annotated as Type I fatty acid synthase, related. Gene Ontology annotation, molecular function: phosphopantetheine binding; fatty acid synthase activity; 3-oxoacyl-[acyl-carrier-protein] synthase activity. Gene Ontology annotation, biological process: fatty acid biosynthetic process. The transcript has 9 exons. The record is from RefSeq and is a predicted model, not a curated record. NCBI's taxonomy places the organism in Eukaryota, Apicomplexa, Conoidasida, Eucoccidiorida, Eimeriidae. Bases 1 to 5430 code for a protein of 1809 amino acids.
AUGCAGGCGAUUAGGUCCUUCGUUAAAUAUGCCAUGAUUUUCGGAGUUGUCCUCAUGACUUUGCAGAAAUUCGCCUCCAAGGGUAUUCAGCCUCGGACAGUGGCUCCAGCAUACGGUCUCGCUGAGCACACUCUUAUUGUAACUGGAAAGGGCGACUGGCAAUCCAGUGCCAGCGUUCUUUAUGUUGACGCUCUGAAGUUGAGGGCGGAGCGUAUCGUGGAAGUCUUCACCCCGGAAGAAGCAGCAACGAAACCUCCAGGCGAAGUGCAGGAUGUCGUCAGUUGCGGCUUUCCAUUUCAGGGCGUCACUGUUAAAAUCAUGGAUCCCGAAACCCAUCGAGAGUUGCCAGAUAGACACGUCGGGGAAAUCGUUGCAUUCAGCGAAUCGGUUGCCCUAGGGUAUUUCAACAAGCCGGAGCAGACUGAAAGCACAUUUCGGGUCUCUGUAAUAGAUGCACAAGGAAACAGGACUCCACCUACUGGGCUCCGCACUGGUGACUGUGGUUUUAUGCACAAGGGAGAACUCUACGUGACUGGUCGGUUCAAAGAUAUAAUCAUCAUCAGGGGCCGGAAUUACUACCCCUCGGAUAUCGAAGAGUCUGUUCUAGAAGUUCCGCAAGUUCGGCCAGGGUGCGUAGCUGCAUUUGCAAUUGAGGCGGAUUCAAAUGAAGUUUUGGGCGUAGCUGCGGAGCUGCGUGUCGAAGACGGUUUGAGGGGUGUCUGGGCGCGCGUGCGUCGGCAACUCUUCGAUAGGUCUAGCUACGACCAAAUUGUAAAAAAUAUAUGUAAAGCAGUCGCCAGCUCUACAGGCCUCAGUGUGCAAAGGGUGUGGCUUCUACGACCCCGUAGCCUGCCGAAGACGAGCAGCGGAAAACUUCGAAGGUCCCUCGCCCGCGACAAGUUGCUUGAAGGCAAACUCGAUGGCGUUAUUCAUACGUACACCCAUCAUGCUCACCAAACAGAAGGUCCACCGAACUCCACAAGAGCCGUUGCAAAUGCGCCCUCCAAGCCUACCACCAACCAGAGUUCCGAGCCCUCACACAAGGGACAUGAGGAAUCCGGACCUAAUCAUGAGGCUGUGGUGAAGAGCGUAAGAGAAGCAGUGAUUGAUGCAGCAAAGAAUGUGCUUGGAGAUGUGAACGAGUUGCCAGACAUGCAGGCGCCACUGCAUGAGUUGGGAGUUGAUUCCAUUGCGGCCGUGGAGCUAGCCGAGCUUGUGUCUGAAAAGUUGAACAUCGACAUCGAACCAACGUUAAUGUUCAAUUAUCCGACGAUGGAAGACAUCAUAGACUUCUUGGUGCGGGAAAUAGAGGGAAAGGGUGGAGAAGACGCACUAACCGUUAACACCAACACCUCGGAAGUGACAAUGGCUGUUGUGGGCGCAGCAUGCAACCUGCCUGGAGGUAGCACAUCCCUCAGUUCAUUCUGGGAUGCUCUCAUGUGCGGCGUUGAUGCAAUGGUGGAGGUUCCUCGGUCAAGGUGGGAUGUAGAGGACUACUUCGACCCAGACCCGGAUGCAGAAGGCAAAAUGUACAUCCGGGAAGGUGGUUUUAUUGAAAAUGCCGAAUAUUUUGACGCGUCCUUCUUCAGAAUUUCAUUGGCGGAGGCAUCGAGUAUGGAUCCGCAGCAAAGGCUUCUGCUGGAGGUCGGGUACGAGGCCUUGCACGACAGUGGCUUUGACAAGGACAGCUUGCUCCGGGCAAACAUUGGAACAUUUGUAGGAUGCUGCUGCAACGAAUGGCAGCAGACCUGCGCUCAAAUGGGUCUGGGAAUCAGCAGCUUUACAGCAACCAGUCACGCUCCCUCCAUUUUAUCAAACCGUCUGUCGUACACUCUUGGGAUGCUGGGCCCGUCCUUAACAGUUGAUACUGCAUGCUCUUCUUCUCUUGUGGCGUUGCACCUAGCCAUUCAAGAGCUCAAGGCAGGAAGCUGCACGUCUGCCUUGGUGGCAGCAAUCAACCAUGGAGGGCGCGCGGCAAGUCUGACAGCGCCCAGUGGUCCCUCGCAAGAGCGAAUAAUUCGGACCGCUCUCCGUAACGCCGGCGUAUCUCCGGAUGAAGUGCUGUUUGUUGAAACCCACGGGACGGGGACGCCUCUGGGAGAUCCGAUCGAGAUUGGCGCUCUCAAGGCUGUAUUCAGAUCCAGCAGGGACUCCCCGCUUCUCUUAGGUGCGGUAAAGACGAACAUCGGACACCUUGAGGGUGCAGCAGGUAUCGCCGGGUUUCUUAAGGCCGCGUUGGCUCUUCGACAUGAACAGAUUCCUCCAAAUUUGCAUUUCAAGACUUGGAAUCCUCACAUUGACCUCAAGGGAGUGGAAGGCUUGCACAAGUGCCGUGUACUUUACGAGAGCGACUCGGCCUUCGCAAAAGCCAUCAACGACUGUGGCGAUAUACUUAAGCGUUUGGUUAGUGUUCCACUUCUUUCCAUUCUCUUCUCUGAGAAGGACACACCGAAGGAUGCGGAAAGGGGUCACGGCCAACAAACCCAGCACUGGCUGCGGCAGACACGUUUCGCGGAUCCUGCACUUUUCGCAUUCGAAUAUGCCAUCGGCCGCAGCCUCAUUGCACAGGGUGUCAAGCCAGAUGCUGUCAUGGGCGUAGGUGUAGGAGAAUUCGUUGCUGCGGCAAUUGCAGGGGUCAUGAGCUUGGAAGACGGGCUACGGGUUGCGUGUCAAAGGGCAAAACUUGUGGAGACAUUCCUGCCAUCUGAUACUGUAGCCGUGGCCUGUAGGGUGGGUGAAAAGGAUGUGGAAAUGGCUAUUUCCGAGGCCGGAGGAGCAGCAGGCUCUACUUCGUCGGUUGCUAUGUCCCUAGUUUACGGGCAGAAGCAGCUGGUCUUAACGGGAGUUCAGUCGGAGCUGGAAUCCGUGUUAAUGAAGCUUGACAUAGCUGGUCGUUUCAAAUACCUGCCUGACCGUGUGGGCUUCUCGUCGCCUCUGUUGUCAGACGUCGUUACUCCCCUGGCUCGGAUCAUCGGUGGUGUAAAGUUGUCGCGUCCCACCGUAAAGAUGAUCUGCCCAACAACCGGAGAAUUCUGUGAUGAACAAGUCCUCAGCGCCCAUUACUGGACCCAACACUUGAUAAGAACAAGCGUUGACGAAAUGGCGAAGGAUGUUGAAUGGGUGUUUGCCUUCCCAGCAGCUGAGGAGGAUACAAGUGACAGGCAAACCUCCGCCGUUCAAAAGUGCCUGAAGGUUAUUGACAGGGUUGGUGAGCAGCUCGAAAUGGAGCAUUGUUUACAUGGACAGGAUGAGACACUCUACCGCCGAAAACCCAUCCCGUGGGUACAUAUUCCCCACCCUUUCGUUGGCAAGCAACGCGAGCUUGGGGAUGGUGGAUUCCUGUUUGAGACGUCUUUCCCCCGCCGCGCGGUGCCGUUGUUUGCCGAUCACAUGGUAAACGGGAAGGCUAUGAUGCCUGGCAUGGGGAUGGCGGAAAUUAUUGCCAGUGCUGCCUUUGCUCUAGACCUAAAGACCCCGUCUGGAGCGGUUGCGCUGGAAAAUGCAUUUUUCGAAAGGCCGAUGCUGAUUGGCUCCCAGCGUGUCACAUACGAGUUUAACACGCGAACCGGCAACCGCAACUGCGGCAGGCUCAGCCCCCGUACAGUUCGGACUCCAAGAAGGGUUAAUGACGCUUAUGUCCGCAGACCACGGGCAGACAGUGAAUCUCGUGGCUUCUCAACCCCGGGACUGGCUAGUCCAUCUCUUGCUCCAAGUGCUUGGCUCGUUUCACCGGUCAGCAGUAAGGAAAGCACUCCGAAGUUAGCGUCAAUCGAACCGCGCGUGAAGGACCUGAGGCUCAAAGCGGAGCUGGAGGAAGUAACGCAGUCCCUUUUAUCGAACCGCGGAGCGCUGCCUGAUGACCAGGUUGUCCCUCAAGACGUUGAGAUGACAAUUCGAUGCCACGUCAUGAAGAACCUCGGUGUUGAGCUGAGCAGCGUGUGGGAUGAUGAAACAAACGUUCACUGCAGCGCCAGAGUUGUUCUUAGGGAACAGAAUAGAGAAGAGACGUUGCCAUCUUUGAAGGAUCUGCAGGAGCGCUGCAAUCAGACGGUUUCGGUUAGCCAGCUAUACGAAACCUUGUUUGAUUUAGGGCUUCAAUAUGGACCGCGUUUCCGCUCAGUGCAUAGUAUUUCGCGGUCAGAGUCAGAGGCGCUGGCUCGCUUGAUGCUACCCGAGGGCUGCAAGCAAGAUUCGUUUGAGAGCGGCUUCCUAGUGCAUCCUGCCCUUCUUGAUGGAGCGCUUCAUGUUGCCGCUUCGCUCAUUGGGAGGCACGCUUCUGGUGCUCACGUAUCUAUGGUCCCAGUUGGUGCUGGCAGCAUAUGGCUGAGGAAGCUGGAGGUUAAGGCAGGCUGUUGGGCGCAUGUGGAACUGCUAGAAUGCCGAUCGCGAUCGGCAGUGGUGAAUGUGCGGAUUUUUGACGACAACUGGCAGGUCGUCGCCUCCCUUGAGAAAGUUGCCCUUAGAAACGUUGAUAUUGGGGGCAGCGUCGGUGCCAGCAUACCGCGAGAUCUCAUUUGGAAGGUUAGAUGGGAAAAACGGGCAGAGCUAACGUCUCAGCCACAGGAUCACGCACAAACCAAGGGGCCAGUGCUGGUCCUCGGUGGUAGCUUGCAACUCAUGGAGGCAUUUUCGAAUGCACUAGGAGGCGAGGGCUAUGGUAGAGUUCUUAGUGUCGAAGAUAUUCCGCCAACAAGACCAAAAGUCCAAGACCUGCUGUCCAGCGGCAACUGGAGGGCGAUAGCCUUUGUAGAGGCGUUGACUGCUGAUGAGUAUGCCUUUCUAGACGUUCCCCACGCAGCAAUUCGUCUUCUGCAAGCGUAUUCAUCAUUGCUAAAUAAUGGGGUCACAGUUCCCCCCAUGUGGUUCUUCACUAAGGACAUUAUGGAAGCGCCGACAGAAGAGGAGCAAACUCCUCCACAACCCGACCUUCCUGCUCACGCUGGACUUUGGGGGCUUGUGAAGGCAGCCCGACUGGAGAUUGAAGUUUCCACUGGUAGCGCGACCCAGAUUGGCUGCCUUGAUAUUGCACCUUUGGAAAAAGAUGACGACAUUGCCAAGGCAGUCGUAACUUUCCUGCGCUCCAGCAUGGCGACAUCCGAUGAAAACGAGUUGAUGCUGCGUAGCAACACCUUGUAUGCAGCACGGCUAGAGAAAAGCGACUUAGCUGUUCGGGGAGCCCUUGAACUGUACAUGCCAGAACGAGGCGCCAUUUCAAACUUGGUGGUGCGGCCCCAAGCUUUUGCAGCUAGGGUGCCACCAGAGCACAAUCAGGUUGAGGUUCGCGUGAGGGCAGUUGGUCUCAACUUCCGUGAUGUGCUUAACGUUAUGGACCUUUACCCUGGAGAUCCUGGGCCGCCAGGUGCCGACUUCGCUGGAACAGUAGUGGCCGUAGGGGAUGAAGUGGAGCAUAAUCUGCUGCAUUGCCGGUAG